Messenger RNA from Haplochromis burtoni (Burton's mouthbrooder), 1639 nucleotides. RefSeq lists its product as uncharacterized. The record is from RefSeq and is a predicted model, not a curated record. NCBI's taxonomy places the organism in Eukaryota, Metazoa, Chordata, Actinopteri, Cichliformes, Cichlidae. The transcript has 3 exons. Bases 258 to 941 code for a protein of 227 amino acids.
UGCUCUUCCUUGUUUUGUCCUUUUUUUUAUUAUUUUAUGAUUUGUUACAUCAGUUCAGCAGGUUUUGCUUCUUCUUUAUCAGUUUCAUCCACAAUUUCAUGUCAACAUAAGAACAAUGUUAACCUGCUGUUUUGUUUUUUCUACCACCACCUGUGUGCUUCACAAAAGUGUUUUACAUCAGACAUCUUGGAUCAUACAUAGUGACAAAUGCGAUAACAAAAUGUUAUCAACAUGAGCGAUAUUUCCUUGAAGUGGUGAUGUGGAUUCACGUGUGUGUCUGGCUUCCUUUGACCGUACUGAUCAUCUACUAUGUGUGUUGUGUGAUGCAAAGGAGUCAGGUCCCUGUCAUCUAUUACACAAACCUCCUCCUCUCCAAUCUAAUCCGGAUCUGCAUAAUGAUCGUUUGGAUCAUAAGAGUGGAAAGCAGCAUGAGUGGUAUUAUUUACAACUUGUGUGAGAUGGUCGGUCUUUACUUCAAGGUGUGCAUUGCUCUGGAAAGGUGUUUUUUCAUCACACUCCCACUGUUGGACUGCCUCAGACAACCUAAGAGUUCUGUGCUGCUCUGUGUCCUUGUCUGGGCUUUUUGUAUUGUCAGUUUCCCUCUUGCCAUAGUUUUACAUCAGUUCAUACAUUUACUUAUUUAUACUGCCCUCCCUGGCCCCCUGUUCAUCUUCUGCUUAGCUCGGACCUUCAGAGCCCUGCCUGCUGCCACCUCAGUGCCCACUCAGGAGAAACGUAGAAGUCUAGGAAUUUUAAUUCUGUUGUUCUUUAAGUACUUUGUACUGAUGAUUCCCAUAUCCAGCUUUCCUAAUGAACGUAUUCUUUUUGAAAUCAGUUGGAUCUUCUUUUUGCUCUGUCCUUUUGUGGACUUAGUUUUGUGUCUUUUCAUGCAGCAGGGGCGCAUUGACAGGCUGCUGGCAUGUCUGUGCUCAUCGGUGUGACUGACGGCAGCAGUGAGAGGUGUGGUGAUGGAAACUGAGUCAGGAGAGCAAAAGAGGGGGAAGAGUUGAUAUCAGAGUGUCAGAGUUUUUUGAUAAAUCAAGCAAACAACAGCUGAUAUCUGCAUCUCAGCCACGCUUUUUGUGUAAAUAAUUUCAAAAUUACUUUAUAAUCACUUUUAAACACUCAUUUUAUUCCAGUACUAAACACAUUUUUCUUUUCUUUUUCAAUUGUUUUUUCAUCGAGAUCUUAAAAGUGUUUUGGUUUCCCUUCCUUGUAAUUAUGAUCACCAGUUAAUAUUCAUUUGUUUCUACAUGCAAAUAAUGUAUCCAAAUGUUUGUAACUUUUUAAAUUUGAAUUUGAAUUUUUAUUUAUGCCAUCUCUCAUUCAUUUUUGUAUGAAACUCUUUAAGGUUAUUUGCAUUUCCUCUGAUCUACCCACUGAUGCUACAGCAGCACGUGUUAUUAAAACUUUGCAUCUCUUUAUGCACCCAUGAUCCUUAGUUUCGGCUCUCUAAUAAAAAAAAAAGUCCCUGAUCCUGAUCCCUGGUCUCAAUCCAGGUGUCUUCUUGCUUUCCCUGAUGUGAAGAAAUCUGAACCUUGCAGGUCAAAUUAUAUCAGUCAGGCAGCUCUCCUUUCGAUUGUGGUACUUGACCACCUGAGAUGGGUUUAGAAGCCUGGACUAUCUCUGACUUACAUGA